AUGCGUCUCUACUGCAUAGUGUUGCUCCUCGUGUCGUCUUCGCUCGCGAGUCGCAGUGGCGGCGGAAGCCACCGCCCCUCUCACUCCUACCCGCACUCCACCGGGUACUCGGGGACGAGCCACGGGGGCGGCUCGUAUUAUCCCCAUUCGACGGGCCUCUCCGGAAAUUCUAACGGAUAUAACACGCGCAAUUAUAAUCAGCAACAGUAUUCAUCACGAGGUAACUACAGCCCCAAAUCUGAAGUCCAUCAUCACUACCACUAUAGCCCUCCGCAACAAAUUACCUACGGUACCACUUACCAUCCUGUCUAUCACGGAACGCCACCCGUAUAUGUUUAUGAAUACAGAGACUCUGGAAGCAGAUUCGAUAACUUACUGACCGGUCUAGCUCUGUACAAUCUAGGCCGUUUAUCAGCAAACAGGCACGAUCAUAAUUACGAUUCCCGCAGAGAGUACAGUGGAACUCCAGGUGAAAUAUGCAAACUAGGCAUAAGAAAACUAACCGGCGAGUAUGAAGAAACUCGGAUCGACUGUAAGUUGAUGUCGAGCUUUAUUUGGGAAGCGAACGUUACACCGGGCGGACUGGAUGUAUCAUUAAAAACGGUAUCUACAACAGUCACAAAUACGACCAGCAGUGCCAAUGUUACUGCUACUAACACUUCAGUAACGACAGUGACAGUGACGGAUGCCUUGACGAGUAAAGGUCCUUCAAUACAGGUGACCUCUGGCAUGACUUGUUACAUGAUCCGUCUAUCCAGUUACUCCACCGUAAAGAAAAAUGUUGAAUGUGGACUGUUACAGGAGUACGCUCGAACUUCAAUGCGUCGAAAUGGUUCAGAGAGUUUGAAGCCUGUGAUGGCGAUACUACUAAAUUUGAUAUUGUGUAAUACUUUAUCUUUCGUUUUGUAUUUAUAA
Molecule: messenger RNA, 915 nt
Organism: Arctia plantaginis
Lineage: Eukaryota; Metazoa; Arthropoda; Insecta; Lepidoptera; Erebidae
Source: the annotation of a GenBank genome assembly